This is a messenger RNA of Carassius auratus (goldfish), 1874 nucleotides long. Its product is annotated as zinc finger protein 239-like. The transcript is spliced from 3 exons. Gene Ontology annotation, molecular function: DNA-binding transcription factor activity, RNA polymerase II-specific; RNA polymerase II transcription regulatory region sequence-specific DNA binding. Lineage: Eukaryota; Metazoa; Chordata; Actinopteri; Cypriniformes; Cyprinidae. The record is from RefSeq and is a predicted model, not a curated record. Gene Ontology annotation, cellular component: nucleus. The coding region runs from base 884 to 1726 and encodes 280 amino acids. Gene Ontology annotation, biological process: regulation of transcription by RNA polymerase II.
CAUUGCACAGAAUAAGAAAGCAUCCCACUGGAUAAUGCACUGAUUAUAAUGUACAAGAAACAGUGAGGCAUAUACUGCUAGACUGAAACAAAUGUGAAGAAAAUAGGGCAGAAUUAAAGGCACAAAUGGAUGAACAAAACAUUUAUUAGGCAAAGCAUCUGGGAGAAUACACAUUUAAAAAAAAUAUAUUUUUAGCACUGGGUUAAGUGAAAUAAUUUAAUAUGAAUAUAUAGUCUAAGCAAGAUAAGUAAAGUUUGGUGGAAAUGCAAGACAUUUUUCCUCCUCCACUUUUCAUUGGAUGUUACGAUAAUACCCAAACUCCAAUAUAGUAGGUGGCGGUAAUGCGCCUUUGAGAUGAGUUGUCAACUACCAUUAAACCUGGUAGAAGAAGAUGAUGACGUCAUCUAGCGCGCGCUCUGCUAGCGUCCAGUCUCGUGAGGCGAACAGUUCGCGGUACUUCACGUGUUUACUUUAUUGUAAAACACACUUAACCGUUUAAGCAACAAAGAGAUCUGCGCCUCCUUUUGUGAAGCUCUUCCCACAACAGCAUCACCUUCAGUGAAGCUCCUCCCACAACAGUAUCACCUUUAUCGAAGCCCCCCCACAACAGUAUCGCCUUCAGUGAAGCUCCUCCCACAACAAUCACGCCUUCAGUGAAGCUCCUCCCACAACAAUCACGCCUUCAGUGAAGCUCCUCCCACAACAACCGCGCCUUCAGUGAAGCUCCUCCCACAACAACCGCACCUUUAGUGAAGCUCCUCCCACUGCAGUUCAUCAAUAAAUGCUGGAAUAUUCCCUUCAGUCUACAAGUGAAGACGAACAUCAAAUCAUCAGGAAGAAGUGAAAUCUGCAGAGAGAGUCUUUAUUGAAGGACAGAGAAAACAUGAGAGAUCUAGAACCCUGCAGAAUCAAACACAUUGAAGAACAAACAGAGUUGAUUGAUGAAAACAAGGAGCAUGAAGAACUGAAUAAAGAGGAGGACAAACAUGUCAAAACUGGAGAAAAAAGUCGCUCUCAAACCAAACAGAAAGUUUUAAAGAAGAAAAGAGAUGAGAAAUCUUUCAUCUGCACUCAGUGUGGAAAGAGUUUGACAUGCAAACAGAGUCUUGAAAAUCACAUGAGGAUCCACACUGGAGAGAAACCAUUCACAUGUGAUCAGUGUGAGAAGAAUUUCAGACAAUCGGCACACCUUAAGAUGCACAUGCACAUUCACACUGGAGAGAAACCUUACAAGUGUUCGCAAUGCAACAGUGGAUUCAGUCGGUCAGGAGACCUGAAAACACAUGAGAGGAUCCACACGGGAGAGAAACUGUUCACAUGUGAUCAGUGCGGGAAGAGUUUUACAGAAUCAUCAAACUUUAAGAAACACUUGAACAUCCACACUGGAGAAAAACUGCAUGAAUGUUUUCAAUGCGGAAAAACAUUUUUGUGGUCCUCGGUACUGAAGAAUCACCUGAAAAUUCAUUCAAAGAUGAAACCACAUUCAUGUUCUUUGUGUGGAAAGAGUUUUUCACAACUGCAGAGUUUAAAAGUUCAUCAGAAGAUACACACUGGUGUAAGAGAAUAUAAGUGCUUUGAUUGUAAGAAGACUUUUAUUAGAGCUCAACAUUUGAAGCGCCACCUGAUGAUCCACACUGGAGAGAAACCCUAUCACUGCACUGUAUGCAGGAAGAGUUUCAAUCAAUCAUCUAAUCUACGCGUUCACAAAAAGAUUCACAGUCAGUAGAUCAUCUUCAGAUCCAACACUUUCAGGUCUGACGUCCUCACGAAACGUGACACAAUAAUGUGUCAAGAAAUAAAGCAUCUUCUGUGUAAAUCUGUCCUAACAAACAAACAUUAUCUAAAGUCACAGUGAAUAAAGUUCAUCUUCAAGA